Messenger RNA from Leptinotarsa decemlineata (Colorado potato beetle), 2135 nucleotides. RefSeq lists its product as uncharacterized. Lineage: Eukaryota; Metazoa; Arthropoda; Insecta; Coleoptera; Chrysomelidae. The record is from RefSeq and is a predicted model, not a curated record.
AAAUUCAAUGUCAUCCUCUCAAUCUUACAUUUUCAUUUAUUCAUUACCUACAACAGGAAGAUGAAGAGGUAGUUGAUGAAGGUGAUUAUGAAGACGAACUUCCACCAGAAACAAGUUCAACUACACCGGCGCCUAAGAAAUUAAUCAAAGGAGGAAUUGUCAGGCCGUUCAGAAGCAAUGAUGAUCUUCUUGCCACCCUGAAGAGGAGGAGAGAACAAGUUGUCAGCAAUAAAGGGAACAAACCCGUUCAGGAAGAAGAAGACUCGGCAUCUGCUCCAGUAGAAAAAGAAGCACCGAAGAGAAGCUCUUCGUCCGGAAGAAAAAAUAGGUUCAGUGCCAAGGAGAAACCAGAGAAAAACGCGGUUCCUGAGGAUGAACCGGCACCUGCUGCCCCUGCAAGAACGGGCAGAAGGUUCUCUGGUAGAAGUUAAAAACUAUUCUAGGUUAUAGAAAUUUGUGUUAAAAAAAAUUAUGUAAAGUGCAAACCACUCAGUUCUUGUCUUUGAUGAAUCGAAAGAAAAAUGUUUCAAUAUUUUCCUUGAAAUGAUGUAAGCGUAGUUCGUUGUCAAAUUAUUUUAUCAGAAAAUUCAUGGCCAUUCUUUAAAAAGCAUAAUAUAUUUCCUUUCAUAUAAUGAAUUUACAGCUAGAAGUGGAAACUUGAUUUUUUUCUAUGAAAACAUAGUGAAAAUGACUCAAUGUCAAGUCUUGAAUAUUGACCAUAUCAAUUCCAUAUCUGAGAUCACGAAUGAGUAUUGAAAACGAAGUGGUUUCAAAUUUUCAUAUAAAUAAAUCAAUGGUCUCAGAUAUAAUUGAAAAUAUCUGAAAUAAACAAUCAAAUGAGUAGUCCACUGGUCCCAAUAAUUAUACUUUAACAAUACUGUUCGAAUUCUCAAUAAAUAAACCCCUAAUUAGUUCUUCAUUUGUAAUGUGUCAGGAAUCACACGUUAAAAGGUAAGACCUCGUUAAUCCUUAUCUCGCACGAGUUUAGACUUCUGAGGGUUGUCGUUUGUAGGGGUUCGACAGUUGGUUAACGGAAAAACAAAACAGAUUGAACAGAAUUCGCCUAAUUAAAUUCACUUUGCAAAAACUGCUACUAUGAAAGCUUUGCAAAUGUUGCCAUCUUGAUUUCCUACAUGUAGCAUUAACUGGGUAUAAUUGUAUUUUAAUUAAAUGAUUUGGAACAGAUUUUGAGUGUAGAUUUCCAUGACUGAAAAUCUACAGUUGAAAAAGAAACUCGAAACACCUAUUUUUUGGAACUCCCAAUUUCAUGAAGCUACGAAAAGAUAGCGACUGAACUAAAAGCAAAUAAAUAUCGAAAGUAAUCAAUAACGGAAAUAUAAUAUGCAAAAGUUAGAUAUAGAGAUAUUGGAGUUUCUGUAAAAUCAGAAAAGGUAAAUGAAGUGUGGAAGCUGGUAUACAAACAACUGGUAUGUAAACAACCGUUAACGGAAAAUUAAAUUUUUACAAAACAUUAAAAGAAAACAACGUGAAAAUGCUUAUGAAGAAACUGAUAACGAAGUUACCACGAAUUAUUGAAAAAGUAGAUAUAAAAAUAGUUCAGUUUCAAGACGAUACUACUCCAACAGAACUAUCUACAUUAACUUUUUACAGUUGCAAAACCAGCAAUGCUCAAACUGCUCUUUCAAAACUGUCUAUGUUCAAUAUAUAAUUCUAAUGUAUUAAUCUCAUUCACAUCCAGAAGUAUUAUGGUUCAGACAAUAAAAUGUUGUUUCCUUUCGUAUUGUAUAUGACUAAUUAAUUCAACACUUCGUGAGAUGAGUUUUUUCGACAACAUAGCGGGAAUUGCAAGUGGACUACUCCAAUGAUUUUUUGAUAAGUUCAGAUAUACAAAACACUGAUACAUUUAGAAUUUUACAAGUCCUAAUAGUUACAUAUUCUAUUCGAAAGUAUUUUAUUCUUCUAGGAAAAACAGUGGUUUUUAAUUACCUUUGAACAAAACUGUCUCAACCGACUUUGAAAUAAUCGUAUGAAGAAUUUAGGUUUCAUCAAUGCAUAUUCAAAAUAUCUCCGUUUUACUAACAAAAUACUGAGCCAAGAAACAUAGUGGUUGAUACGAUAUGAAUGAUCUUUGGAAGACUCAUCUUCACACCUUAUAACAUUUGGAACCAUUGUUA